Cooperia oncophora is the source of this 1053-nucleotide messenger RNA. Lineage: Eukaryota; Metazoa; Nematoda; Chromadorea; Rhabditida; Trichostrongylidae. The record is from the annotation of a GenBank genome assembly.
AUGGUGGUUUCCUGGAAGCAUCACCGUGUCCUCCAGCAGCCAACGAUGGGCACUAUGCUUCACUACACUGUGACUGGUGCGUUCAUCAGCACCGCCAUCGCUAUUGGCGUGACAUUCGUCAUCAUCUUCGACAUCAUUAGUGACAUCAACGAAUUCCAGAGGGAUAUCGAAAAAGAUCUUGAUCAAUUCAAGCACAUAGCCAACGACGCCUGGAAGACAAUGGUGGGAGGUCAGCAGAACGAAGUCUUCAACUCAGCUAGGAUCCGAAGAGGUGGCAGCUACAGCCAAGGCGCUGGUGGUGGAGGUCCUCCCGGUCUACCUGGAAUGCCGGGAGAGGAUGGCCAGCCAGGUCUUCCUGGAAGAGCAGGAGGAGCCGGCGUGGCAGUGGAGGGAGGUCACGGCGGAGGUUGCAUUUCGUGCCCAGCUGGACCUCCAGGUGCACCCGGACCAGAUGGAGCUCCUGGUCCAGCUGGAGCCCCAGGAAAUCCAGGAGCAGACGGAGAAGGGAUGGAAGGAGGUAUGGCCGGGCCACCUGGUCCUCCUGGAGCACCUGGACGCGAUGGACAACCUGGCAGCCCAGGACAAGAUGGAGCCCCGGGAGCACCAGGAACGAGAUCUUCCGGACUUCCAGGACCUGCAGGAGCACCCGGGCCAGCAGGUCCACCUGGUAUGCCAGGGCAAGACGGUGGUCACUCUGGUACAGGAGGCCCCGGACCUGCAGGACCCCCUGGUGCUCCUGGCAACGACGGAGCACCAGGAGCACCGGGAGCUCCUGGAAUGCCUGGUGGCAGUGGAUCGCCAGGAUCAGAUGCAGCGUACUGUCCAUGUCCUGCACGUGCUGGAGGUGGUGGCGGUAACUACGGCACCUCCAGUUCAUACUCUGCAGGAGCAAAACCCGCAAUGGCAGUAAGCCGACCAGUCUCCACUGGCGGAAAAUCGUAUUCAACUGGCGCAAAAUCGUAUUCAACUGGAGGAAGAGCGACUAGAGGUGGCAACAACGGCGGAGCUCGAAGUGGCGGUCAGACAGGCUCCCACAACGAAGGUCGUUUCUAA